AUGAAUGUACAAGUACUCCGUGGACAACAGAAGACUAUAGUAAGAGUGGACAAAGAAGGAAGAGAGAGGAAGAAGUUGGAAAGUUGCCGUUUUGAGCCACCCGCCGCCGCCGCACGUCACAUGUCGCCGCAGUCUCCUUCACCAGAGCAGGACAACAACAUCCAGUUCACCACUUGUACUCUGUGCUCUCUGUACUUCAUUCCUCUUCAGUCUCCUCCCUCUCUCUUCGCUGCUCUCCUAUCUCUCCUGUUGUCUCUUAUUGAAUCUCCCUUGCGCCUCCGCCAUAUUCUCUCCCUCCGACUCCGUGAUCUGCUCCCAGCUUGA
Messenger RNA from Aspergillus chevalieri, 324 nucleotides. RefSeq lists its product as uncharacterized. Lineage: Eukaryota; Fungi; Ascomycota; Eurotiomycetes; Eurotiales; Aspergillaceae. Bases 1 to 324 code for a protein of 107 amino acids. The transcript has a single exon. The record is from RefSeq and is a predicted model, not a curated record.